AUGAAUGAUAGAAUAAAGGACACUGAAACAAAGGAACCAUGCGAGACCCUUCCCUACAACAAUUACCCCCACCAAAAUGUCGUCGUUCUCCUCCCAACCUACCACCACCACCGCCGUCACCACCGCCGCCGCACCACCACAACCUCCUGCCUCCUCACCGCCCUCAUCCUCCUCCUCUUCAUCGCCUCCGCCGCCUUCUUCCUCUACCCAUCCGACCCGGAGGUCCGCCUCAUCCGAGUCGGAAUCAACCACAUCGGGAUCCGGGUCAACCCGAAGCCCGUCCUUGACCUCUCGUUCUCCGUCAGAGUUCAAGUUCGCAACAGGGACUUCUUCUCCCUAUCCUACGACUCCCUCGCCGUCGCUGUUGGCUACCGCGGCCGCCAGCUAGGGUUCGUGUCUUCCUCCGACGGUGGCCGAAUUAGAGCGCGUGGAUCGUCUUACGUCGACGCCGUGCUUACUGUUGAUGGGUUUGAGGUCAUCUAUGAUGCUUUCUACUUGCUACAAGAUAUCGCCAAGGGUGUGAUUCCUUUUGACACUGAAACGCGUGUUGAUGGGAAAUUGGGGCUUUUCUUCUUCGAUGUUCCCUUGAAGGCGACAGUGUCGUGCGAGGUGUAUGUGAAUAUAAACAAGCAGGCAAUUGUGCGUCAAAACUGCUAUCCUGAGUCACUGGGAGAUACAUUGGCUCAGAGCGCAGAUAUUGGAGCUGAAGAGAACGCAGAUGUUGGAGCUGAAGUGAACACAGAUAUUGGAGCUGAAGAUACCUGAUAUUGCACUAUCAAUCUUUAGCAACCUUUGUUUAUAAAGUGGUGGUGGUGUUCUAUUCUUUGCGUUGCUUUUACUGUGCUUUAUAAAUUGUAUAUUGUAUGGAUCGCACGCCCUUGUAAAGUAUUGAAUUUAGCUCUAGUACGAGAUAAAAGUGAAGAAUAUGGUCCCUGGUAGUUUUUUCAGAUGACAGGAGAGUGAACUGAAUUCAUCAAGUAGAAAUGAAAUGAUACAUGCAUCGGGACUAAAUUAACCAGCUAA
Messenger RNA from Lotus japonicus, 1023 nucleotides. RefSeq lists its product as uncharacterized. Gene Ontology annotation, cellular component: plasma membrane. Lineage: Eukaryota; Viridiplantae; Streptophyta; Magnoliopsida; Fabales; Fabaceae. The record is from RefSeq and is a predicted model, not a curated record. The coding region runs from base 1 to 765 and encodes 254 amino acids. The transcript has 4 exons. Gene Ontology annotation, biological process: response to desiccation.